ACGGAGACGAGCAGGUGCUGCUAUCAGUUGACAUUGGACGUCACAUAUUGGAACAAGUGCCUGGCAACAAUGAAGUGUCUCGUGUUCCUUCCAUGCCUCGUCCUGGCAGUCAGCGCCAAAAUAACACAAUUUACAUGGUCUGAUUGUGGUGCGAGUGAUGCCAACCGGGCUGUGAAGAUCUUGGAGCUGUCGGUGUCCCCCAUGCCUGUGAAGACGCCGGGCGAUCUGGUCGUCCACGUCAAGGCGCAGGUCACCAAAAGCAUCCCCAAAUGGAGCCUCAAGUUGAGCGUCAAACGUCAUACAUUCGUCGCAACGGUACUGGUGCCUUGUACGGAGAACAUCGGGUCUUGCACAUAUGAUGGUUGUACAAUCCUGGGCAAAAUGACAACUGGUGAUGCAGCUCAGCAGUCGGUCGGAUCUCAGGUCCAGAAGAUGCUGUCGGACAACAACUUCAGCAUCGCCUGUCCGAUAGCGGUCCAGAAUCUGGAUGUGCAGACCUUCACUAUCAAAGUGCCGGAACUGGGCAAGGCAGCAGACAUCCUGGCUGAUGGUGACUACACGAUCGAGGGCCGCGCCUUGAAUCCCGACACUGGAGAGUUGUACGGGUGUGUGCACUUUGAUGCUGCCAUACAGCGGUCGUGUACCGGAUGGCUUUGCUCGGGUAAACGGAGAAGAAUCGCAUAAAUACAUUGUUGGGAAUUGUUAUUCAAUAAUAAUGUGAUGAUUUAAUAAAUAAUAAUAAAGAUGGACCUUCGA
Molecule: messenger RNA, 756 nt
Organism: Haliotis rufescens (red abalone)
Lineage: Eukaryota; Metazoa; Mollusca; Gastropoda; Lepetellida; Haliotidae
Product: ganglioside GM2 activator-like
Exons: 4
Coding region: 70-684 (204 amino acids)
Biological process (GO): ganglioside catabolic process; lipid transport
Cellular component (GO): cytoplasmic side of plasma membrane
Molecular function (GO): lipid carrier activity; enzyme activator activity
Source: RefSeq, a predicted model, not a curated record